GUGAGUGGUGAAGCUGUGUGUGAUGCUGUCUACCAGGAGCUUGAUGAAGCUUACGGAGAGCUGGACACCUAUGUUCUGCAGCAGCAGGAAGACACCAGCAGACUCAGCAGACAACUGCAGCAGUGUGGCUGUGAUGAUUCCUGUGACCUGUCUGGACCUGUGCUGGCAUCAGACACUCAGUGGUUCACUGAUCCUUGUACACUCUGCACUACCACGAUGGGGGAGGUGGUGUGUCAGGUGCUUGAGCAAGCAGAGUGCCAAGACCCUUGCUCUGUUUCCAACUGUGCCAACGGUGCCACCUGUAUUGCUUCUCCAGGUGGCGGCAGCACCACCUGCAGAUGCGCAGCUGGCACGUCAGGAGACAGGUGCCAGCACCCCGCCCACACCUGCAGGCACCACCUGGCAGCACCCGUCUCCACCACCUGCCUCCAGCAACACUCCCGUUAUCAGGGGUACCAGCUGGAUCCUCUCACCUUCACCUGCCUUCACACCUACUUGUGUGAGAGCGAGGCAGAGAUGGCGUACUCUUCUGAGAGCGAGUGUGAGAGCUACUGCACCCUGGGUGUGUGCUGUGUGGUACCAGCACUUGCUAGCACCGACACUCCCUCCUGCAUGGAAGGUACAAUGGAGGAGUGUGCCAUCCUGGGCACUGCUGAGGAUGUGAUGCUGGUGUCUUACUCUCCCAACUCCUCAUCCCUCGAGCCUCCACCGCUACUCCACUUGCCAGGAGGGUGUGAGUGUAGGUCAGCAGCUGGAGGAGGAACACGUCAGGAAGUGACCAGCUUACACCCACAACUUCUGCAGCAGCUGAGCCAGACCUUCCAGCAGCUCCUCUCCAGUGGGUGGCUGCACAACUUCACCCUGGCUUAUGCCACCCACAUCAUGGCCGCCCACCAUCCUCGUGGGUGGCUGGGUGUCAACAGGGCGGCAGUGCGGGCGGUGGAGGCGGAACUUCAGCGAGUGGGCGGCUGUCAGCUAACACUACCUUACUGGGACUACACCACCCACGCCCACAACCUCGCAGAGAACGACGUGUGGCGGAAGUUCCCGGCAGCAACACGCAGUCACACACGUCUGGCAGCGGGUUUUCACAAGGCUGGCACUGUGGUGGACCUGGCACUGGCACUCAACCACCACGACUUUGAGGACAUGUCUGAGGCACUCUGGGUGGAGGUGUCGCGUGUGGUCACUGCCCUAGGUGGCACUCUCGCCUCUCUGGACGGACCUCUGGAUCCUCUCUUCUUCUUGUUGGCUUCCUUCGUGGAGAAGUUGUGGCAGAUGUGGCAGACACACCACCCACACCUGCCAGAGUAUGCCACACACCUGCUGCUCAGACCCUUCAAUGUGAGUCUAGGUGAAGUGUGGUCACCUGACUGGAGUUGUGGCACCUACGUGGAGUUGAGGUGGCCAGGGGAGUGUCUUGACCCUCCUGACGCAGUGACUGACGGAGAGCUUAUCAAGGUGACUGACGCCUUGCUCCACACCCUCUACGGUCAGCCCAAGGAAUUGUUGCAUCUGCUCCGAGUUGAAGAAGCGGGAAUACGUCGAGUGAGAGACGUACACGUCCAAAUGUACUCGUCGUCUGACGAGGCUGCCAGGAUGAGGGUGUGGAAGGCACUGACGUGGCAGACGUGGCUGAGGGAGGCAGACAGCAGCAUCCUGACCCACACACCUGUUUCUUCACCAGCUAGUGUGCCAGUCUCUGCAGGAGGCACUGUAGGAAGCACUGUAGGAAGCACUGCAGGAGGCCCUGCAGAAUACACUGCAGGAAGUACUGUAGGAGGCACUGUAAGAGGCACUGCAGGAGACACUGUAGGAGGCACCGCGGGAGGCACUGUAGGAGGCACUGUAGGAGGCACAGCAACAGGCACUGCAGCAGGCACUGCAGCAGGCACUGCAGCAGGCACUGCAGCAGGCACUGCAGCAGGCACUGCAGCAGGCACUGUAGGAAGCACUGUAGGAGUGCCUGGAUCUGGGGAUGAUACAGGUGUUUCUUUAGAAGAUGAUACAGGUGUUUCUGCUCCUGAGGAUGAUACAGGUGUUCCUGCUUCUGAGGAUGAUACAGGUGUUCCUGCUCCUGAGGAUGAUACAGGUGUUUCUUUAGAAGAUGAUACAGGUGUUCCUGCUCCUGAGGAUGAUACAGGUGUUCCUGCUCCUGAGGAUGAUACAGGAGUUUCUGCUCCUGAGGAUGAUACAGGUGUUUCUGCUCCUGAGGAUGAUACAGGUGUUUCUGCUCCUGAGGAUAAUACAGGUGUUCCUGCUCCUGAGGAUGAUACAGGUGUUUCUGCUCCUGAGGAUGAUACAGGUGUUUCUGCUCCUGAGGAUGAUACAGGUGUUCCUGCUGGAGAUGUUACAGAUGUUCCUGCUCCUGAAAGUGCAGGCGUUCCUACUUCUAAAUAUGACACAGGUGUUCCCGUUGGUGAAGAUGCAGAUGUUCCUGUUGAUGAAGAUGCAGGUGUUUCUUCUAUCUACCAUAUACAGGGUGUGGAGAGCCUGCGUGCGCUGAGUGGUGUGGUGGCCUGGUGGUGUGGCUGUGAGGUGGCCAGGCCACCCUGUGACCUACACCUUGUGGCCACUCUGGCCAAUUACUUGAGCCCCAGGGCCACCAGUGCCUCCAGGAGCCCCGUCAUCAACACCUGUGGAGGGUGUUCCAUCAUCUGGCCAACCUCUCCUGACACAGAUCCGUGUAUCAGUGCACCAUGUAUGAACGAGGGUGUGUGUGUGGCCACCCACAGUGGGCGGCGCCGCCCCUCCUACCGCUGCCUGUGUCCCACCACCCACAGUGGGCGGCACUGUCAGACACCCACUAAUACCAACUGCUUACUGCCCCCUGUCGUGGGUGAGUGUCCCCCGAGGGGGGUAGCAGAAGGAGGUAGGAGUCCCCAAGAGCGAUGGUACUACAGUCCCCAGGAUGGUUCCUGCGCCUCCUUCAGGUACUCUGGCUGUGGUGGGAACAGUAACAACCACGUCACCUACACCGCCUGCCUUGAUGCCUGCACCUCAGGCACCUGCUGUCACCACCUGCCACAGGUGCAGCCCAGGUACGGCAGUGUUGUGGAGGAGCUGAACACAACUGAUAACGUCAGCAUCAGUCUUCUAACAAAGGUUCACAGACGUCAUUCCAAAGGUGUCCUCCAGGAGGAGGAGAUGGAGCCUGACACCUGCAUGUGUUCCACACGGUACCUGUCUGACCACUGCACUGAUGCUGGACUCAGGUACCUGUCUGACCACUGCACUGAUGCUGGACUCAGGUACCUGUCUGACCACUGCACUGAUGCUGGACUCAGGUACCUUUCUGACUACUGCACUGAUGCUGGACUCUGGUAA
Molecule: messenger RNA, 3327 nt
Organism: Cherax quadricarinatus
Lineage: Eukaryota; Metazoa; Arthropoda; Malacostraca; Decapoda; Parastacidae
Source: RefSeq, a predicted model, not a curated record